AUGACACUGAUUUACGAGCCACGCCGGACUUCCAAAGGAAGACGCAUUGUAAAGCGGUCACGCCCACGUCGUCGUCGAAACAACAGUCCUUCGUCAUCUAGAAAAACGAAAGCUAACAAAGCUCCAACCAAGACCAACCAAGAACAACUCGUGGGCGAAGAUUUGCUCGACUUCUGCAAUCAGCUAGAAGCGACGGUUCCUAAGCUUCCAAAAUCAACAGAUGGGCACAAGUCACAAAAGACCUCGUCAAAGAGGCCAUGUGCGUCGAACAUCAAUGUUGCGCAAAGUGGAAAUAGACGUCGCCCAACAGCGUUGGCGGUAGAUACUCGGUUCAUGGAAGUCCUACGCGACAACGACCUCUCAAGUAAUAUUAUUCAAAAUGUACAGUCUCUCCUUCAAAUGACAGCACACCGUGGAGUGGCUCCCAGUGUCCUUUCCAUUUCUGAAUUGCAACAGACGCAAAAGGGCGUGUCCAGUAUUCGAGUCCACUCUUCCUCUCCCAGCAAUGCGGAUUUGAAACCGUUGUAUAUUCCAACGCAAUCACUCCAAGCAACAGGUCCAGAAAAUCAUGAGACGGUCAACAACGAUGGAAUGGUCUUUCACUUGCCAAAACUCUUGUCGGCCAAAGCAUCUUGGAAGCUCUUCGGAGACUACGUGGUUUCGGCAAUGCAGAGUCCCAUCUUUCAAGAAUCACCUCCUUGCCACAAUUUGACAUUGCUCACCAAUGACGUCUCGUUCUUGUCCCACACUGGCACAGCCAACCAUGCAGAUGGUUUGAAUGCCUUUUGGGAACGAUGUAAACCAUUCUUUCUCGAACACAGACUGAACAGUAUCGAAAUUGUGGUCUUGUGGACCAAUGCUCAAAUCAUUAAUACAAAUGACGAUGAAUUUUCUGACAAUGUGACCACUGAAGAUGAUGCCGAGAAGAGAAGUGACGGGGAGCGAGAAACAGAAGAGGAACAAGUAAAUGCACCACCCCCUCGACAGACUGUAGUGGCAGAAUGCAUUGCCUCACUCAAUCAGCAACUCCGCGAAAAGGAGGAGGCAGAGUUUCGAGCCAAUCGCAGCAACAUUCAGUUUGAUGUCACUCAACACAUUCCCUCCAUUGAAAUGUCCGUCUUCACAGUGGAAAAUUCCAUCUUGGGAAUGAUGUCCAUGCUACGCAAGUGGUCUCGCGAUGAAGUUCCAGGUCCCCAACGAUUGCCACUGAAUCUCCCAGACACGAGCGACACUUCAAUUCACAAGGCACUGGUAUUGGAUGGCACAUACAAAACCAUUCCUUUUGCACUCGAUUCCAGCUUGAUGGUGGGAUUGCAAAACGAUUUGAAGCUGUUGGCGCAAUCGAAGCUGGAGGUGACAAAAAUGGUACCGAUUGAGUCCAUCGAUGCCUCACUACUUUAUGGUGUUCCCAUUCGAGUUCGUUCUGGUCUCCAAGCGGAUAUGGAAUCUCACCAAGCCAUGGUCCAAAUGGUACAAACCCUCUUCCAUCACCUGUCGCAAAAAGAACAAGCACUAAUCAUUACGUCAUCCUUACCAUCCGCAACCAACACUGGAGGGCUGUUUCAAUCCUCCCAUCAGCACAUUUUUGUUCUCAUGGCCGAAGAGAUUCCAUUGCUGCUUCGUUCGACCAUUCCUCCCUCGACAGGGAUACUAAUGCGCUUGGCCACCUCAGAUCACUUCAUUGAAGAGGCGGGGGCAUUCGAUGUGGUUUCCACAAUUGAUGCAAACGCAAAGAAUCCUUUUUUUGAAUCCAUGGAGCAAAUCUUGGGUUCCAUUGCCUACUCGGAUUCAAAUGUGGGGUAUAAUCCAGUAUAUACCAGCGCGUUCCAAGCAAGACACCGCCCCAUUGAACAUCAGUCUGAGGAAGACAGUUCCGUUCCAAGCGAGACGAGAAACGAAAACAUCGAGGUGAACUUGGAAGACAAAUGGAACGAUAACUCUGGAGUCGGAUCUUCAGAAGCUGCCCUCAACGCGGCACAAGUGGUUACUGCAACUUUGGGAACGAGAGCAAGCUUGUCGUCGCAAAAAAAGCAAAAGAGAGUUUCGUCGAAACAGUGCGAAUCCGAAUUGGAGGAACUUGACACUUCAGGAUUGCAGAGGCGUCGCGAAAUGAAGUCCAUUCCUUGUACAGUUGACCGCAACCUAUUUUCUCGUACUGGGACCGGUAAACCAACAGUGAACGAUGAAUUGGAAUGGACAGAUGACGAAGGUGUAACCUCCCUCAGAUUGGGCGAGCUGUCAUCUGAUUCAGAUGACAGUGAUGACAUCAAAGAGUCUUCGGUUGCAGUCUUCGAGUAUUCCGACUGA
Cylindrotheca closterium is the source of this 2307-nucleotide messenger RNA. NCBI's taxonomy places the organism in Eukaryota, Bacillariophyta, Bacillariophyceae, Bacillariales, Bacillariaceae. The record is from the annotation of a GenBank genome assembly.